GGAGUCGUCCGACAGCGAACCCGAGGCCGAGCCCGGCUCCCCACAGAAGCUUAUCCGUAAGGUGUCCACGUCGGGCCAGAUCCGGCAGAAGUGUUUGAAGCUAUGAAGAGGUUAUCUACAUACUGGAGAAGGGUGCUUUGUAGACUGGUUGCCUAAAUUCCAACAGAUCUGCAUUCAGGGCUUCAAAAAACAAUGUUGACCAUCCUCAAAGAGGGCAUGCUGACCAAACAGAACAACUCGUUCCAACGAUCCAAAAGGAGGUACUUUAAGCUUCGAGGACGAACACUGUACUAUGCUAAAACUGCAAAGUCGAUCAUAUUUGAUGAGGUAGACCUGACUGACGCCAGCGUGGCAGAAUCUAGCACCAAAAAUGUCAACAACAGUUUCACGGUCAUCACUCCCUGUAGGAAGCUCAUCUUGUGUGCCGACAACAGGAAAGAAAUGGAAGAUUGGAUUGCAGCACUCAAGACUGUCCAGAACAGGGAGCAUUUUGAGCCUACCCAAUACAGUAUGGAUCAUUUCUCAGGGAUGCACAACUGGUAUGCCUGUUCCCAUGCACGGCCAACCUAUUGCAAUGUGUGUCGUGAGGUUCUGUCUGGAGUCACAUCCCAUGGGCUGUCCUGUGAAGUGUGUAAGUUUAAGGCUCACAAACGGUGUGCUGUGCGUGCAACCAGUAACUGCAAGUGGACCACGUUGGCUUCAAUUGGGAAGGAUAUCAUUGAGGAUGAGGACGGGAUUGCCAUGCCCCACCAGUGGCUGGAAGGAAACCUGCCUGUGAGUGCCAAGUGCAUUGUAUGCGACAAGACUUGUGGUAGUGUGCUGCGCCUGCAGGACUGGCGCUGCCUCUGGUGCAAGGCCAUGGUUCACACAUCGUGCAAAGAGUCCUUGGUGACAAAGUGCCCACUUGGACUGUGUAAGGUGUCUGUCAUCCCUCCCACAGCACUCAACAGUAUUGACUCUGAUGGGUUCUGGAAGGCCACCUGUCCCCCGUCUUGCACAAGCCCCUUGCUGGUCUUCGUCAACUCCAAAAGUGGAGACAACCAAGGUGUGAAGUUUCUCAGAAGAUUCAAGCAGCUGCUGAACCCUGCCCAGGUUUUUGACCUCAUGAAUGGAGGACCACACCUUGGCUUACGGUUAUUUCAGAAGUUUGACACCUUCCGGAUUCUGGUUUGUGGCGGGGAUGGCAGUGUUGGCUGGGUCCUCUCUGAAAUCGACAGUCUCAACCUUCACAAACAGUGUCAGCUAGGUGUGCUGCCCCUGGGGACAGGGAAUGACCUGGCCCGUGUUCUCGGCUGGGGCUCUGCCUGUGAUGAUGACACCCAGCUCCCUCAGAUCUUGGCGAAGCUGGAGAGAGCCAGCACUAAGAUGCUGGACAGGUGGAGUGUCAUGGCAUAUGAGACCAAGCUUCCUCGGCAGGCCUCCUCUUCCACAGUCACUGAAGACUUCGGCGAGGACUCAGAGGUGCAACAAAUUCUCUUCUAUGAAGACUCGGUUGCAGCCCAUCUUUCUAAAAUCUUGACUUCAGACCAGCAUUCCGUGGUGAUCUCAUCAGCCAAAGUGCUCUGUGAGACAGUGAAGGACUUUGUAGCUCGCGUGGGCAAGGCCUAUGAGAAGACGACAGAGAGCUCACAGGAGUCGGAGGUCAUGGCCAAGAAGUGCUCUGUCUUGAAAGAGAAGCUAGACUCUCUCCUCAAGACCUUGGACGAUGAGUCUCAGGCUUCAUCCUCUCUGUCCAACCCACCUCCAACCAUUGCUGAGGAGGCUGAGGAUGGGGACGGAUCAGGCAACAUCUGUAACUCUGCUGGGGACCGGCUGAUGGGCUCGGCAUGCCCCUCCCGGCCACAGAUCUUCCGGCCUCGGGAGCAGCUAAUGCUGAGAGCGAACAGCCUGAAGAAAGCAAUUCGCCAGAUCAUAGAGCACACAGAAAAAGCGGUGGAUGAGCAGAACGCCCAGACCCAGGAGCAGCAGGGUUUCGUACUGGGCCUCUCUGAAUCUGAGGAGAAGAAGGACCUGAAAACUGAUAAUAGGGUGUGCCCGACAUCUGCCCAUAGUGAGAGCUGUGUGGUUGCCAAGGGGAGGAGCCACCGCAAAGCAUCCAGAGCCCCUUGUGAAAAGCUAACGAGCAAAGGUCUGUCCCUUGGCAGCUCUGCCUCCCUCCCUCCCCAGACAGGAAGCCGGGAUGGCCUGCCUGCUCUGAACACCAAGAUCCUGUAUCCAAGUGUUCGGGCAGGGAUGUCUGGCUCCUUGCCGGGGGGCUCAGUCAUCAGUCGCUUGCUAAUUAAUGCUGAUCCCUUUAAUGCUGAACCUGAAAACCUAGAGUACUACACAGAGAAGUGUGUCAUGAACAACUAUUUUGGCAUCGGCUUGGAUGCGAAGAUAUCUCUGGACUUUAACAACAAACGUGAUGAGCACCCAGAGAAAUGCAGGAGUCGGACUAAGAACAUGAUGUGGUACGGUGUCCUGGGCACCAAAGAACUGCUGCACAGAACCUACAGGAACCUGGAGCAGAAGGUCCUGUUGGAGUGUGAUGGGCGCCCGAUUCCCCUCCCGAGUCUUCAGGGAAUUGCUGUUCUCAACAUUCCCAGCUAUGCCGGAGGGACCAACUUCUGGGGGGGCACCAAGGAAGAUGAUACUUUUGCAGCUCCAUCAUUCGAUGAUAAGAUUCUGGAGGUGGUCGCUGUGUUCGGCAGCAUGCAAAUGGCUGUGUCUCGUGUAAUUAAGCUACAGCAUCAUCGGAUUGCCCAGUGUCGCACAGUGAAGAUCUCCAUCCUGGGGGACGAGGGCGUGCCUGUGCAGGUGGAUGGAGAAGCCUGGAUCCAGCCACCUGGGUACAUUCGGAUUGUGCACAAGAACAGGGCACAGAUGCUGACCAGAGACAGGGCCUUUGAGAACACUCUGAAGUCUUGGGAGGACAAACAGAAGUGUGAGCUGCCCCGCCCACCAUCCUUUUCCCUGCACCCUGAGAUCCUGUCUGAGGAGGAAGCUACCCAGAUGGACCAGUUUGGGCAAGCAGCAGGGGGCCUCAUUCACAGCAUUCGGGAAAUAGCACAGUCCCACAGAGACAUGGAACAAGAACUCGCACACGCUGUCAAUGCCAGCUCCAAAGCCAUGGAGCGAGUAUAUGGCAAGCCC
This is a messenger RNA of Peromyscus eremicus (cactus mouse), 3132 nucleotides long. It is a transcript of the gene Dgkd, whose product is annotated as diacylglycerol kinase delta. Gene Ontology annotation, biological process: diacylglycerol metabolic process; lipid phosphorylation; intracellular signal transduction. The record is from RefSeq and is a predicted model, not a curated record. Lineage: Eukaryota; Metazoa; Chordata; Mammalia; Rodentia; Cricetidae. The transcript is spliced from 26 exons. The annotation marks the transcript as partial. Gene Ontology annotation, molecular function: ATP-dependent diacylglycerol kinase activity.